Messenger RNA from Candidula unifasciata, 372 nucleotides. The record is from the annotation of a GenBank genome assembly. NCBI's taxonomy places the organism in Eukaryota, Metazoa, Mollusca, Gastropoda, Stylommatophora, Geomitridae.
AUGACCUGUCUUAAUGUAUUAAUGACCUGUCUUAAUGUAUUAAUGACCUGUCUUAAUGUAUUAAUGACCUGUCUUAAUGUAUUAAUGACCUGUCUUAAUGUAUUAAUGACCUGUCUUAAUGUAUUAAUGACCUGUCUUGAUGUAUUAAUGACCUGUCUUAAUGUAUUAAUGACCUGUCUUAAUGUAUUAAUGACCUGUCUUAAUGUAUUAAUGACCUGUCUUGAUGUAUUAAUGACCUGUCUUAAUGUAUUAAUGACCUGUCUUAAUGUAUUAAUGACCUGUCUUAAUGUAUUAAUGACCUGUCUUGAUGUAUUAAUGACCUGUCUUGAUGUAUUAAUGACCUGUCUUGAUGUAUUAAUGACCUGUCUGUGA